Micropterus salmoides (largemouth bass) is the source of this 1181-nucleotide messenger RNA. RefSeq names its product claudin-19-like. Gene Ontology annotation, molecular function: structural molecule activity. Gene Ontology annotation, cellular component: plasma membrane; bicellular tight junction. The coding region runs from base 16 to 900 and encodes 294 amino acids. Gene Ontology annotation, biological process: bicellular tight junction assembly; cell adhesion. The record is from RefSeq and is a predicted model, not a curated record. The transcript has 6 exons. NCBI's taxonomy places the organism in Eukaryota, Metazoa, Chordata, Actinopteri, Centrarchiformes, Centrarchidae.
AGGUGAAACACUCGCAUGUCGAUAAUCCUGUGUGUUCAGAGGCGGUUCAGCCUCUGCCAGAGUUCAUCGACCCUGAAGACCAGCAGACCUUCAGAGGAUCAGAUCCACAUCACAGGAGCAAACCUGAGGAACAGCUGCAGAGAAGAACGUCCAGCAGUCACCUUAAAAAACUUCAAAUUCGAAGCCCCGAAGGUGUUCCAGGUGUGCGUGGGGACAUUGAGCAGCAUGGCGGUUUGCCUGCAGGUUGUGGGUCUGCUUCUGGGCGUGGUGUCCUGGUGUCUGCAGUCCAGCUGUACCUCUUCUCAGGCGUGGAAGGUGAGCAGUCAAGCGGAGGCGAUCAGCACCAGUCAGUGGCUGUUUGAAGGUCUGUGGAUGAGCUGUGCUACCAACUCGAUGGGGUCCCUCCAGUGCAGCAAGUUCAAGACGGUGCUGGGACUACCAGCUUACCUGCAUGCCUGCAGGGCUCUGAUGAUCCUGUCCCUGCUGGUUGGCCUGGCCUCCAUCAUCGCUUCUGUGCUGGGACUCAAGUGCACCAAGAUCGGCAGAACCUCAGAGUACGUCAAAGACCAGAUCGCCCUGACUGGAGGAAUCCUGUUCAUCCUGUCUGGUGUCUUCACGCUGAUCGCAGUCUCCUGGUACACUGCCAGAGUCAUCCAGGAGUUCAACAACCUGCAGUAUGGAGGAGUCAGGUUCGAGCUGGGUAAAGGUCUGUAUCUGGGCUGGGCGGCCUCCUGUCUGGCCAUACUGGGAGGAUCUAUGCUCUGCUGCUCCUACAGGAAGACUAUUCCCACCAACUCUGCACGGCAGUUUUCUUACAACUUCUCCACAACGAGCCGAGGACCGAACAUCUACAGAGCAGCUCCGGCGCCCGACGGCAGCAGCUCCAAAGCUUACGUCUAAACCUCCCCAGCACUGCUGCUUCCUGUCUGAUCUACUGCUGCAGGACGGACACUGACAGCCGAGCACAGCAGCAUCACAAGCUAAUUCUUAUAACUUUUUUUCUUGACGCAAAAUUAAAUGUGUGUUUUUUAACUAAAGGAAUUUUAUUGCGAAGAUUUAUUUAAUUUUUGCCAAAGUCUUUGUGAACUUUCCAAACCUUCCUGCCUGCUUUAACUGAGGAUUAUCUGUUUGUGAACUGUUUUAUUUUAACAUGUUGUAAAUAAAUGUUUCCCGAAUCUGUA